CCAAAAUAAUAACUUUAGUGAGAAACAUGAUGGUGUCAGAGAGAGAGGCAGCAGGUAUCCGCAGGUUUGUGUGUGGCCAGCUCCGGGAUGAGCCAGACCUCAGCACACUGACCUUAAGAAUUCUAAAAAAGCGAUAUCUGGCACACGUGGGAAGUGAAUCAUUAAGUGCAGAGGCCAAAAAUAUCAUGAAACGGGUCGUUGAAGAGGAGCUGAUAAAAAUGCAGGACAAUGAUGAAAAUAGUGAUUUGGAGACCAAGAAGCCCCAAAUCAAAAGGAAGCGAGAAAAGGAAAAUGAUGAGGCGAUAAGUGGGGGAGAAGACGAAGGUGAUGAAUCCAGAGCAAAGAAAUCCCGCCGUCAUCAAUCAGGCUCAUCAUCAGAAUCCGAGGAGGAAGAAGUCUGCAAAACAGGAAGUGAGAAGAGUGAUGAUGAUGAUGAUGAAGAGCAAGUUAAAUCUGAAUCGGAUGAUGCUUGUAAAGAGGCGAACAAAUCAGAGCAAAAGACGAAUGGAAAGAAUAAACAGCAGAUAAACAGUGAAGACUCGUCAGAUGAGGAAAUGAAUAAGUCAGAAAAAGAAAAAGAAGAGAGCGAUAGCAGCGGUGAUGACAGUCCAAACGAAAUCAGGAUAAAGAAAACAAAGGCGACAAAGAAUGGAGAGACAAAAAAAGAGAAAUCACCAAAGAGCAGUGAAGAGAGUGAAAGCGACGCAGAUAAGUCAGAAAAGAGUGAUAAAAUCAACGGCAACUCCUCAGAUGAUGGUGAAAAAGAAGAAAAGGUGGAAAAGAAAAAUGACGACUCAGAUUCUGAUUCAUCGUCGCUCCCCUCUUUGGAUGAUGAAAAGGAUAGUGAGAGAAAAAAAUCACCAGAUGACAAGAAGAAGAAAAAUGUACAAAAAAAAGAGGGGAAAAAAGAAAAGAAAGAGAAGAGCAGCAAAGGUCAAAAGGACGACAACAAAGCCGUUGUGAGGCUGAAGCGCUACAUUUCUCUCUGUGGUGUUCGGCUGAAAUACAAGGAGCUCCUCGCUGACUGUCGCUCCGUUCGCUCCCAGGUGGCUUGUCUGAAGAAGAAGCUGGAAGAUCUCGGUGUGGAAGGUCAGCCAUCUAUUAAGAAAUGCAAAAAAGUCAAAUUACAGAGAGAGGAGACUCAGGAACUCGCUGAUCUUGAUGUCAGCAACAUCAUUGCUACAAAAGGUCGACCUACACGCAGAGCAGCACGGCAGGAACAACUCGACCCUCCGUCUUCUGCAUACAUUCGCUCUCUGAACUCCGGCUCAGAUAGCGAUGAAGACAACAAAAAUGGAGGACGCAGGAAAGCAAGAGACUGGGCCAACCUGCAGGGGAUCAUCAGUGACGAUGCAGACAGCAACUGACAGAAGCUCAGAGGCCAACUGGAAAUGGACAUUCCUUUUUAUCCAUUUACAAGUUGUGUUUAUGAAUUAAUUUUGAUACUAUAUAAAGCAUUACUUAAUAAAAGGAUAAUUCAUGUAAGGUCGAAUUUAUUGCGAUGUAAAAUGUACAUAUGUUAUAUUUCAAAUAAAAAGAUGAAAAGUAUGAAAAUUGUGAAAUUUUGUACUUGAAUGGGUGAUGUGUGAAGUAGUUAUUGCUGUAGGCUAUUUUAUAUUUUUCUAUUCUUGAAAUGUUUUUUCUUUAUUGUUUUACUAUUUAUUCUGUUUGUUCCACU
Centropristis striata (black sea bass) is the source of this 1678-nucleotide messenger RNA. RefSeq names its product HIRA interacting protein 3 (gene hirip3). Gene Ontology annotation, cellular component: nucleus. The record is from RefSeq and is a predicted model, not a curated record. Lineage: Eukaryota; Metazoa; Chordata; Actinopteri; Perciformes; Serranidae. The transcript is spliced from 8 exons. Bases 27 to 1367 code for a protein of 446 amino acids.